Messenger RNA from Linum tenue, 1629 nucleotides. NCBI's taxonomy places the organism in Eukaryota, Viridiplantae, Streptophyta, Magnoliopsida, Malpighiales, Linaceae. The record is from the annotation of a GenBank genome assembly.
CCAUAAAUGCUAUUAACUAUGAGAGCUUUCUUGCUCAUGUGCACAACCAGUCCUCUCCUUCUCAUGCAGUUUCAACUUUGCAUUCUUGAAACGGCCUCCUCUCCCCCUCUCCCUCUCUCUCAUCUUCACUUCACACACUUUAAACACCCUAUUUUAAUGGGUUCUCUCUCUUCUUCCUUUCUGCACUCCCCACAUUGUAAGAGUGAGCAAACAGAGUGGGUUUCCUGGUGUUCCUUUUCCCAUCUCUUUUCAACUCCUCGCUAAACCAUGACAAAGAAGAAGCUACUUUCAUCCCCACCAAAGCUAAACCAUCUCUCAUGGUUUUUCUGCAAGAUGUUCACCAAUUUUCUCCUGCUUUUGUGCCUUCUGGUUUAUCUCCAAUUCAAUCCUCAACACCACAACCGGUUUCCUCAUGAUCCAUCAUUCUCUUCUAGCUAUGAGAACUUUCAAGGCACCCCUAAGAUUGCUUUCCUCUUCCUUGCUCGCCACCGCCUCCCUCUUGACUUCCUAUGGGACAACUUCUUCAGAGUCUGUGUUUCCCUAUCUUUCUCAUCUCAUCUCAUCUCAUCUGGAUCCUGGUUGCUUCACUUUCUUUCGUUUGAACAUUAUGUCUCUGAUAUUUUUUGUGGGUUGCAGAAUGCUGAUGCUGACAAAUUCUCAGUCCAUGUUCAUUCCGAGCCUGGUUUUGUUCUGAAUGAGACAACCACAGACUCUGAGUUCUUCCAUGGUCGACAGCUGAACAAGAGUGUUCAGGUUGUAUGGGGUGAACCAACCAUGAUUGAAGCUGAAAAGUUGUUGCUCGAGGCUGCUCUUCAUGAUCCAGCCAAUCAGAGAUUUGUUCUUCUCUCUGACAGCUGUGUCCCUUUGUACGACUUCAGCUACACUUACAGCUACAUAAUGUCCUCCCCCAAGAGCUUUGUUGACAGCUUUGUUGAUGAGUCAACAGGCCGUUAUGACCCUGAUAUGUCUGCCACAAUUCCCAGAAGUAAAUGGCGAAAAGGAUCGCAGUGGGUCACUUUGGUGAGAAAACAUGCUGAACUUGUUGUUAACGACAAUUUCGUCUAUCCCAUCUUCAAGAAAUACUGCAAGCGAUGGAAAGCUCAAAGGAACUUGCCUAAGAAAAUCCUGCAGAUUCUGGAACUGAACUUCCUAUUCCAGAAAAGGAAGCUGACAAACUGCAUACCUGACGAGCAUUAUGUGCAAACUUUGCUCACUAUGAAUGAGGUGGAACACGAGGUCGAAAGGAGGACACUGACCUACACUUUGUGGGACAGUUCUCCAGCGAAAGACUGGAGGCAGAUGUGGCACCCUGUCACUUUCAAUCAACCUGAUGCAGCUCCUCAGAAGAUCAAAGAAAUCAAGGGAAUCAACCACGUUCAUUACGAGAGUGGACACAGGACAGAGUGGUGCAGGGUGGCUAACAUCUACUCAUCGUGCUUCUUGUUCGCCAGGAAGUUCAGCCAGGGAGCAGCCUUGCGGCUUCUGAAUGAUGGUGCGCUUGGUUUCCACGAUCCUGAAGCUGCUUUGCCUGCAUAGUUUGGGUUUUGGAUGGGAGGAUUUUUAUUUAUAUUUAUUUUUCUUCCCCAACAAAUUUCAGUAGAUUUCUUCAGAGAAUGUUUGCUUCUCCAG